AGACGAUGAAUGUUGUGAGUGUUCAAUGCAGAGCAAAAGACUUCCCCACUGCUUCAUUGGGAGACUUAGGACAAACAAUAACAUGCAAUAGAGAUGUAGGUUUGAUAUGCCAAAACAGUGACAACUUCCCAAAAUGUGAAAACUAUGAAAUCCAAAUUCAGUGUUGCAGUGCUAUUCCAGGAAGAGAUGCUGAAACAACACCAGAUACAGCCAUAGAAACAACUACAUGUUCAAUGACUACAACAACAACUACAAGCAGUCCAACAACAACCACAACAACAAGCCAUCCACCAACCACAACAACAAGCCAUACAACAACUACAACGACAAGUCAUCCUCCAACCACCACCACAUCCCAUCCACCAACAACAACAACCACCACCACAUCCCAUCCACCAACAACCACAACAAGUCAUCCUCCAACCACAUCCACCACCACCACAUCACAUCCCCCAACCACCACCACAUCUCAUCCACCAACCACUACUACCACCACUACAUCUCAUCCACCAACCACCACUACAUCUCAUCCACCAACCACCAGCACUACUACUACAUCUCAUCCACCAACCACCAGCACUACCACUACACCUCAUCCACCAACCACCAGCACUACCACUACAUCUCAUCCACCAACCACCACCACAUCCCAUCCACCAACAACAACCACUACAACAACCACUACCACAUCCCAUCCACCAACCACAACUACCACAUCCCAUCCACCAACAACAACAACUACAACAACAAGUCCACCAACAACAACUACAUCUACUACAGUGACCACAACAAGUGUUACCCCAACACCCACCAGGACAACAGGUUGUAUUCGCUACCCUGUCUGUACAAAUACCUCAUGGAUUGAUGUAAGUUAUCCAGAAUUUGGAGGAACUGGAGAUGAUGAAUCUUUUGUUAAUAUCAGAAGACAAGGAAUUUCUAUUUGUGAUGAGACGAUGAAUGUUGUGAGUGUUCAAUGCAGAGCAAAAGACUUCCCCACUGCUUCAUUGGGAGACUUAGGACAAACAAUAACAUGCAAUAAAGAUGAAGAGAUGGUGAAACAACACCAGAUACAGCCAUAG
Xenopus laevis (African clawed frog) is the source of this 1079-nucleotide messenger RNA. RefSeq names its product mucin-2-like. The coding region runs from base 6 to 1079 and encodes 357 amino acids. The record is from RefSeq and is a predicted model, not a curated record. The transcript is spliced from 3 exons. Lineage: Eukaryota; Metazoa; Chordata; Amphibia; Anura; Pipidae.